Molecule: messenger RNA, 952 nt
Organism: Daldinia caldariorum
Lineage: Eukaryota; Fungi; Ascomycota; Sordariomycetes; Xylariales; Hypoxylaceae
Product: serine hydrolase FSH
Exons: 2
Coding region: 124-921 (265 amino acids)
Cellular component (GO): cytoplasm; nucleus
Source: RefSeq, a predicted model, not a curated record
GGACUUCCGAGCGUAGGCGGAUAUCCGAAACAAACUUCUCUGAAGCAACCUAAAAGCUAAUAAGUAACUAAAACAAAUUUAAUUAUAAAACAAUACUAAACACUUUGAGGUGCUCAACUCGACAUGAGAAUACUCUGUCUUCACGGCGACAGCCAAAAUGAAAAUAUCUUGAAAUCUGAAUUGGCUGCUUUGUUAUCGAGAUUGCAAAAUUCAACCCCAAACUUGUCAUUCGAGUUUGUCAACGGCCCUUUGCAAUACUCAAACUUGCUGGUGAAAGACCCACCACCCCCUGAAUCUCACGGCUACAAAUUCUACGACGCCGAGGAAGUUAAAGAUAUCCGCAAGGCUGGCGAAUGGCUAGCUGCGAUAUUAGACCGUGAUGGGCCUUACGAUGGCGUCCUGGCAGUAUCUCAAGGAGCUGCUGCUGUGUCUAGCUUCCUCUUGUAUCGACAGUGGUAUGAGCAUGAGCUACCACCUGCUUUCAGAUUUGCCAUUUUCAUCAACGGAAGCAUUCCGCUCAAGGUUUUGAAAGAUCUCGGAGUGCCUGUCUCAAACGAAGCGGAAAUGGUAGUAGCGGAAGCAAAUCUGCAAAGAGACCAAGCACUCGGUCCCUUGCCCGCUCAUACGAGUAAGGCGCGGCGAGCGGUAUUUAACUCGGAUGACUGCUUCGGGUUAAAUCUGAACAGGAUCCCUCUGGAGUUGAAGAUAAGAAUACCGACUGUACACGUAUGGGGCGAGAAUGACCCCCUUUUCCCGGCUUCGGUUCAACUCACGGGGCUCUGCGACCCAUAUAUCAGAAAGAUACAAAUGCACAAGGGGUCUCACGAAGUACCUCGCGACGAGGAAGGAUUGUCCGAGUUGGUAUCACUGAUUGACUGGUGCAUCCAGCGUGCGACGUGGCCUGGUCAAAUGCAACUAUAGGGUUUUUAUCGAUCAAGGCUAGAAUAAAAAC